Molecule: messenger RNA, 1005 nt
Organism: Sabethes cyaneus
Lineage: Eukaryota; Metazoa; Arthropoda; Insecta; Diptera; Culicidae
Exons: 2
Coding region: 1-1005 (334 amino acids)
Source: RefSeq, a predicted model, not a curated record
AUGGAUAAGAACAAUUAUUGCAUCAUUCAAACAUCCGAGCACAACGAUACUUUUUUGUCUGUGUUGCCUUCGUUGUGGGUGAUUGAAAACGGAUGGGAACAUAAUGAAACGGAGGAUACAGGUAAUUGCAUUGCCGGCGACGAUCUGUGUUAUUGGCCAAAAGGGGUUUUCGGCUAUCGAUUGCUCGAGAAAUCCAAAAAGGAUCCCUACAUUCAACCGGACAUAAAGGUUUUACGCGCUUUCCGAUGCAAGAUUAAAAGGAACAAAUUUGCUACUUAUUCUGAGGCGUUCUGUGAACUGAAAAAAAUGGAAAUGUAUUCGGACACGGAAGAAGGCGAAAACGAAACGAAAAAGGUGAGCAAAACCUCAACAGCUGCUGAUAUGUUCAAGCGGAUCCAGCAAUCAAAUUUGUUUGAAUAUACAACGCAGACCCAAAAUGUUGAAAUGCCAAAAACGUCAAAUUAUUUUUUACCUCAAAUUAAGACACAAAUCGAUGUAGCUUGCAGUUCUACACAGUUGGAAUCACCCAGGACUAGUGUAAGUCAACUUUCCGGUUUAGAAGCAGCUCCAUCUGUUAUUCAAAGUUCAUCUGACACAUUAACUAAAUCGCGGGAUUUGCUUAAGCUGCUGCAAUCUCUGCAUGACAAAGUUGACGAGAACACUCAGUCAGUGGGAGAAUACAAGCUCAUCGUAAACAGAUCAGUUGUGCUUCUAUCUCAAAUCAAUGCGAAACUAGAUUUACUAGCCAAUCAAAUCAACAUGACACUUGACGUUGUUGUUUCUCAGAAGGCACAACAAAGCGAAACAAUGAGCAUUGAAACAACUGGUGCUCCCUUGAGUCCGAUUAAAACUAUCCAGGAUUUAGAAUCUCUUGAGAAGAAAUCAAACGAUAAACAAUUUGCUGGAGUUGUCGUCCAGUAUUUUGGUUCGAUGCAUGGCAAGGACCGAUAUGUUGGUAAAGGUGGGACGGUUUGUUUACAAAUCGUAGACUACUUUUUGACGUAG